AUGCCGAAAAAUAUAGCCAAGUACUUCAUGAAAUGCAGAGAUGUGUACGGGUGUGCCAUUCCUAAGAACAUGGAUAACAAGGCAAUGUCAGUUGACAACAUGUCUUCGACUGUCAGCAUCAAUGGAGAUCUAAACACUGCAUCCACGCUAAAACUAGCAGAAAAUGAUGUCAUCCAAAGAAAUAAGUUAAAUGAAGCAUUAGGAAGAUCUGAUACUGAGUUGUAUAUUCCUUCAGAUUAUCGGGAUAAAUCAAUUGGAACACCUGAUUCUGGAGCUUUACUUCAUCUACUUAAAAGCAGCUUAGGAUCAGGUAUUUUAGCUAUGCCAAUGGCCUUCAAAAACGGAGGGUUGGUCUUUGGUGUUAUUGGUUCAAUACUGACAGGGCUGUUAUGCACACAUUGUGUCCAUUUACUGGUUUAUUGCUCCCAAGUAUUAUCAGUAAGGACCAAAAGACCAUCCCUUGGAUUUGCAGAAACUGCUGAAGUUGCUUUCCAAACAGGGCCUCCAAGAUAUAAAUAUUUGGCAUCAUUUGCAAGAGAGUUUGUUCAUGCAUCAUUGUUCGCAACUUAUUAUUUCGGGAACACAGUUUAUGUUGUAUUCAUGGCACAAUCAUUUCAACAGGUUAUAGAAAAUGUUUUUCAUUUCGACCUUAAUAUUCGUCUCUACAUAUUGGCACUAGCAGUACCUCUAGUACCUCUUGGUAUUAUAAGGACUCUUAAGGUCUUGGUUCCAUUUUCGGCAAUUGCUACAGCUUUCAUUAUGUUUGGAUUGUCUAUAACACUUUAUUACACAUUUCUCGAUCUUCCAAGCAUUGAAACAAGAGACUAUAUCGCAAGCCCUGCCAAGUGGCCAUUAUUCUUUUCAACGGUGCUUUUUGCUAUGGAAGGAAUUGGAACUGUCCUUCCUAUUGAAAAUUCUAUGCUGAAUCCACAUCACUUCCUUGGAUGCCCUGGUGUUCUUAAUAUUGCCAUGACUGUUGUGGUUGUAUUGUAUGCCUCAGUUGGGUUUUGUGGCUACUUAAAAUAUGGUGACACGACAGAGGGUAGUAUCACCCUCAAUCUCGGCAAAACGAAUUUGGCUGAAGUAGUAAAAGUACUUGUUGCACUAUCUAUUCUAUUCACUUAUGGACUGCAGUUCACAGUACCAUCAGAAAUAGCAUGGAAAAGAAUUGGACCAAAAGUUAGUGAGAAAAAUCAAGAGAAGGGUUACUACAUAAUGAGAGGUCUCAUGAUAAUGGGAACAAUUAUUAUUGCAAUAAUCAUCCCCGAAUUGAGCCCAUUCAUCUCUCUUGUUGGAUCAGUCUGCUUUUCAAUCCUAGGUCUCUUUUGCCCAGCAGUGAUAGAAACUAUUACCCUUUAUGAAGAAGGUUUUGGUUUUAUGCGAUGGAGGCUGUGGAAAAAUAUUAUAAUCACAAUAUUAGCCUUGUUUGCUUUAGUAUCUGGUUCAUACUCUAGUAUAAUUGAAAUAAUUCAUGCAUACCAAUAA
Molecule: messenger RNA, 1485 nt
Organism: Nezara viridula (southern green stink bug)
Lineage: Eukaryota; Metazoa; Arthropoda; Insecta; Hemiptera; Pentatomidae
Source: the annotation of a GenBank genome assembly